Messenger RNA from Babesia bovis T2Bo, 1494 nucleotides. RefSeq lists its product as uncharacterized. The record is from RefSeq and is a predicted model, not a curated record. Bases 26 to 1465 code for a protein of 479 amino acids. Lineage: Eukaryota; Apicomplexa; Aconoidasida; Piroplasmida; Babesiidae. The transcript has 8 exons.
GUAUACCUUAGAUCCACUUUAUAAAAUGGCUUCUACUUUGCGACGAAGCGAUCCCAAGUUAUCAGCAUCGUUGCUGAAGAACUAUAGCUAUGUUCAUUCAGAUGGAAUACAGGAAUCACUUUCCGGUACUCCAUUACAACUUAAUGGUCAUUUCUAUGACAUAUCUUCCCAGGCUUUCCUUACAAAAGAGAACUUCAAACCACUUAUCUGUUGCGUACUUAAUGCAUGUUGUCAACAUAAAUUCCUACUUGCAGAUCGUAUCCUGACAGCAAUUAUUACAUGUUUUACCGUAGCACCAAAUCUAUACAACACAUUGGUAGAUAAUGAGUAUGUCAACAAUAUGGAGAUGUUGUUUAUGAACAUUUGCAAGAUAAAAGAUUGGGAUAGAAGUGUACCUUGUGUUAGGUUGUUGAACGCAUGUACGCAAACCAUGAUAGAGCACAACAGACGUGCUAACUUGGACAGAAUAUACAGGAGGAUCUUAAGAAAGAUCUGUAACGCUAUUGCGAAGUAUCACAUCACUAUCGAUGAUAAAGGAUCUGAUACCACAUUUGAACUACGCAACCUGUAUGAGGCUGUAUCAUUGCUUCGUAAUUUACUCCUUCUACUACUUCAUGUCGGAAUAAAUUUUUAUGUCGACAUUGAACCUUUUAUAAGGUCAAUAAGGGAUAUCAAAUGCAUUGUUGUAAUUUCAGUUGCAAGAGAAAUUGCUUUGGGGACCACUGAUGUCGAGUCCGUGUUCAAGUGCAUAGAUACGGUUUAUAACAAUCCAUUAAUAUGGCGUAAAUGUAUGCUUAAAGUCAGCUAUACUGAUCAAAGGAUGAUUGACAACGAUAUAGUUCUUUUGAACAUUCAUGACGCUGUAGCGUCAUUCACUCGAACCAAUAUCACUAUACUACCCAUAGAUACUAUGGAUAUGGCUAUCGAAUUGCCAUUGAUCAGUUGUAUUGACUUCCAAGAUAAAAACGAUUCAUUGAUAUUUUACUUUGAUGUGAAUUUGACAUAUAUAAAAGAAAAUCUUCCCAAUAAGGUUGCCUGUGGAUUCCGACACCAGCUAGCAAUGCAAUAUCGUUUCAUUGUGACAUGUAUGAAGACUAGUUGUAUUAAAAAGUUGGAAUACGAUAAAGCAGUCAUCGAUUUUUAUAAGGAGCGUGUGAACUGUGAUGCAUAUAUAUCACGCUGUACCACAAGUGAUGCAAUCAUAAGUGGAACUAUACAAAAAGGCUCAAUCAACCCAAUAACUAAAUGUAGUUACAUAUCAAUGGAGCUUCCCGUUAACAACCACAUUUAUAGUGCGCCAUAUAUCUCAUAUUCCACUAUCGGGGAAGAGACUCCUUAUACAGCACUUCAGUGGCAAACUCCCACAUUGCACCAUCAGUAUCUCACGAAGAGUGGGCAAAACUCACCAUAUGGUAGCACACUUCCGCCAUCUUUCAAUCGGGUUUGUUCAUAUUAUACUUUUUAGACUUCUUAUGUAGGGCACUACUACACGUG